Molecule: messenger RNA, 5270 nt
Organism: Coregonus sp. 'balchen'
Lineage: Eukaryota; Metazoa; Chordata; Actinopteri; Salmoniformes; Salmonidae
Source: the annotation of a GenBank genome assembly
AUGGGUAUGUUUACCAUCACAGUCACACCCAAGCUCGCAAAAACUCCAACUGGGCAGGGACAGACCCAGUCAAACUACACUACCACUCCAGGACCAACUCAGCCCCAACCCACUAAGGUACCAAACCCCGUUCAGGUGAUUAAUGUUAGGGAUUUUACAGAUAGUGAUCAAUUGGGUACAGAAACUGGGUAUGAAGGGAGGGAAAAUAUGUGGUUGGCCUACAUGAGGUAUACGGCUAGAACACUUCACAGGCAAGAUUGUGUUAUCUGUGGGCAUGCUAGACCCGAACUGGCAACCCACCCAUUUGCCUUAGGAGAAGGGGAGGGAUGGCAGUGUAUACUGGAAGAGUUCUAUCACUCGCUACCAAACACCACCCUGUGUAAGGCACUAAGUUUGAUUUUUCCCGAGGUUCCACCACAGAAGGCACCAGGAGGAGUGAAGGCUUAUGGGGGUAAUUACAGCUGUAUCACUGGGACAGGUAAGGGUGUUAACUAUGGUAGAUUGCCACUUGGUGACUGUGCUGUGAAUGUAACCAUGAACAGCACUUGGCCUGUAGAGGGUAGGAAUCAGACGAAGCGGGUUGCUGAUGUGUGGUGGAUUUGUGGCCCGAAUAGAAGACUGACCCCGAUUCUAAAGGGGGACUGGCAGGGUACGUGUGCUUUAGCCAGUCUAAUUAUUCCACUGACUAUUAUUGAUGUUACCUCAGACCAACUUUUGGGAUCCGCCCAAUUAACUCCAGAGGAUGAGGGUUUAAGGCAGAGGAGGAAGCGUAGUGCCCCAUGGGCUGCGGGGGUAGAAAUCCACCCUAACCUGUUGGGGGUGCCCGUGGGGGUACCAGCAGAAUUCCAGGCUCUUAACAGAAACGAUGGGUUAUGGCACCUUGUGCCCAUCAUAGGUCCAGCAAUAGAUGCUGCUAAACAGCGAUCCUGGAUAAACUAUAUCUACUAUAAUCAACAGAGAUUUGUUAAUUAUACACGUACUGCCCUGACUGGAAUGGCUGAACAACUAGAGGCCACCUCUAGGGUAGCUAGACAGAAUAGAUUGGCACUGGACAUGAUGCUUGCUAAUCAGGGAGGAGUAUGCAAAAUGUUUGGGGAACAAUGCUGUACGUUUAUCCCUAAUAAUACUAGCCCUGACGGGAGCAUCUCUAGAGCCCUUGUUGGCCUGGAUAAGUUAUCCGCAGAGAUGAAGAGCAUGGCUGGAGUGGAGGGUGGUGGGCUGUUCUCCUGGUUGAAUGAUUGGUUUGGUAAGUACUCUGUUAUGGUGGUUACUGGAUUUCUGACCCUAGUAGUUGUGUUUCUAAUAUUAAUGUGCUGUGCUGCCUGUGUAAUUCCUUGUUUGAGAAAGUCUGUUACAGAUGUCGUGCAUAUGGCUGGUAUGAUGCCCCUCCUAGGGGCUCAAGAAGGGGAUGCAGACACUGAGUCUAGCUUUCGGAAGAAACUGGGGUUGACAAAGGAUGACCCUUGGUUUGCUAUUGGUGAGGUGGUGGAGUGACACCCUAGUGGGUGUCUAAAGGGGGAAUCAAAAUUCCCUGUUUGUGUUUUUAUGUUUUAUAAAUCCAUUUUAACUAUUGUGAAUGUUUGUCUUUCCUUAUGUGAAGGUUUGAAGUUCCUGGGUGGCUGGUAGCCAACUUAGUACAAGUUAAGUGUAGAUGGAAGGACUGAAGGCCUUUUUAUUAUCAUUAUUGCCUAUUAAUAAAAGUGUGAUUCUUUUUGUUUGUAUUGUAUUUUAAUGAGUGACACCCUAGUGGGUGUCAAAAGGGGGAAUCCUAAAUUUCCCUGAAAUUUCUUAUUUUGGGUUCACACCCAGCGUGUGUGAAAAGGGGGAUUGUGGGGAUCUAUUUUCUUACAACUAGAUGUGAUGCCUAGCUUAGAAAGAAUACAUUAAUGAUUAAACAUAAUAGGUUUGUGCUGUACUGAUAUAGAUUGUUUAACAUAACAAGCUGUGAUUAAUGUGAGGAACCGUUAGGGUUAGGCUGAAACAGGCUUGUGACUCACACACACAGCCUCUUUGUUAAACCGAUCAAGGACAUGUGUUCUGCUACAAAUUAGGACAAACUAUGUCUGAGGUUGCCGACUCGAUACAAGUUGUAAAGAUAACAACUAAUGCCUGCAACAGUGAAGCGCCAAGGGUCUGGGACCAGCCUGUGCGCCAUCGAUAGGUUGGGUAAUUUUGAACCACACCCAGCCUCUACUCUGACAGGCCCAGCAGGGAGCGGGAACUAUCUCUGUCAGAGUAUUUUAAGAAGAACUUAUAACAAAAGCUCAGUUCUCUGUCUGCCCUGCGUGGUUUUUCAGUGGGCCUGUAUAUACGAACAUCAUAUUUACCAUUCAAGUGUUUGCGUAACUGAAAUAUCCUAACAUCAACACUCAAAAGAACAGACAAUGACUCUUCUGUUUCACCUGUCUGCAUUGCACCAAACCGUGAGCAUAACAAACAGCGGGAAUCAGGCAUAAUGGGACCCAUCUCGUCCAAAAAGUUGACUAAAGUUUGCCAAAAAGCACCUGGAUGAUCAUCAAGACUCUUGGAAGAACGUUCUAUGGACAGAUGAUUCAAAAGUAUAACUUUUUGGACGACAUGGUUCCAGUAAUGCCUGGCGAAAACCAAACUCUGCAUUCCACAGUAAGAACAUCAUACCAAAGGUCAAGCAUGGUGGUGGUGGUGUGGUGGUUUGGGGAUGCUUUGCUGCCUCAGGACCUGGAUGACUUGCCUUAAUAGAAGGAACCAUGAAUUCUGCUCUGUAUCAGAUAAUUCUACAGGAGAAUGUCAGACCAUCCGUCUGUGAGCUGAAGCUGAAGCGCAGCUGGGUCAUGCAGCAAGACAAUGAUCCAAAACACACAAUCAAGUCUACAUGAAAAUUGCUAAAAAGCAUCAAAUUGGAAGUUUUGGAAUGGCCUAUCCCAAUUGAGAUGUUGUGGCAGGACUUGAAACGAGCAGUUCAUGCUUGAAAACCCACACGUCACUGAGUUAAAGCAGUUCUGCAUGGAAGAGUGGGCCAAAAUUCCUCCAGAGCGACGUGAGAGACUGAUCAACAACCACAGGAAGCAUUUGGUUGGAGUCAUUGCAGCUAAAGGUGGCACAACCAGUUAUUGAGUGUAAGGGGGCAAUUACUUUUUCACACAGGGGAAUUGGGUGUUGCAUAACUUUGUUUAUGAAAUAAAUAUGUAAUUGUUGUGUUAUUUGUUCACUUAUGUUCCCUUUAUCUAAUAUUAGGUUUUGGUUGAAGAUCUGAUAACAUUCAGUAUCACAAAUAUGCAAAAGUAGAGAAAAUUAGAAAGGGGGCAAAUACUUUUUCAUAGCACUGUACAUCUCGUUCUUGCCCUCUCAAGGGACAGCAUCUUUUUCCCAUGAACACCCAACAUGUGCAACUCUCUUAUCCACACAAUUUCUUGCUAGCUGAUCACUCCAUUCCUUGUGCCAUCCAUUCUGAUUCUUCAAAACGCACUCUCACAUGAUGUCAGUGUCAACAGAAAAUUGUGGGCACGUUCCAGGUUGUCUUUAUUUCAAGCACAUUUCGCAUAUGUUACAAAGUCGGGGGAAUUUAUCCAAAACCAGCCAACCACACCAAUAAUAUGGCUUGAGAUCUUCAGAUGAGGCCUUCAUUCCUGGAAUAAAUAAGUGUACCAAUGCAUCAUCACAGUUUCAAACGUGGGGAAAAACACAUAAUGGGAGUUGACCAUUGGUCUGAAAACCAAACAUUUAUGUUCAUGGGACAGAGCAACAAUGCAUUACACCCAAAAGUUAGAAAAUAACAUUUGUUUAACUGUGCAACCAUUGAAAAUAAGGUUGCAUGAUGAUACAUGAGGGUUCAAUAUUAUACGCAUUUGUAAGUGCAUUUAUAAAUGGUUAAUAGCUGGAGGUAAAUAGUGGCUCACUAUUUUCAAGCACUGACUGGCUAUCACACUAUUUUGAUUAAUUUGUUAUAACCCAUUUAUUAAUGCUUUAUAAUGCAUUUACACAUGAUUAAAUAACCGUUAAUAACAUAAUUACAAACCGUUUAUACACCCUUUACAAAUGGAACCUUAUUGUAAAGUGUUAACAUUGUGGGCACAGUUUUGAAAAAGUACAAAGGCAGGACAUUUAUCAAACAUUCUGCAAAUGUAUUUAAGCAUUUGACCAAAAAAUGCAUGUAAGCGAUUGAGAAAAACUGUAAUAUAGCUUUGAUAUGAAUACAGUGCCACCCAGCAUUGUUAUCUGAGGAGAACGUCUAGUAGGCUACAGCAAUGCGCUCAGAAUAUAGGAAAAAUACAUGGCACUGUUGAUUUAAUAGGUUAGGUAGAUAAAGGAGAUGUGAGUCCCCACCUGUGUGGACAUCCACCUGUCUUGAAGUAGGGUAAACUAUUGCAAAUGCCCAUUGGUGUGUCCAUUGGCAUAUUUAUUAUGUUCUCAUUCACAUGAAUAUCGUAGGCUAAGGCUAGAUUCUGAUUUCUAGAGGAAGCAUUGACGGAGACAAUCAUUAUUGAUUUAUUUUAGCCUACAAAGAGAUGUGGAGUUCCAGAGGAAUAUUUACUGUGCAGGACAAAACAAAACAAACAUGACAUAAACUUGAAAGCAUGUCAGUGUUUACCAUGGUCUACCAUGAGGAGCUCUACUUCUGCCCUUAUGUAGCCAUAGCUCCUCCUACAGAGACAAACCAAAGAUAGUUAACCCCAUCAAACAACGGAGUCAAAAUGACAAAUAACAUCAUAUGGUACCAUUAAUCAAAGUAGGCCUAAAAAAAGUAUCAACUUAAUUGUACUCUAUAGGGUGCUGUGAAACCGUGCAUAAAAGUCUGACUGAAGAAACAAAAAACAUUGUGUGGACUGACAUAUAGGCCUACAAGUGGCUGUGGUUAAUUGGUGGUUAAUUGGUGGUUGUCCUUUCCAAGUAGAAGUCAUGAGUAUGACAUCACCACAUCUCAGUCUGGCGCCAGACACUGACCCAUCUGACCUUCUGACCAGAGAAGGCCCUCGCCCUUUGACAGAGCCAGUCAACCAAAUGCCAGAGUAUCAAGACUAUUGUCCUUAAUGGCUGAUCCUGCCUACAGAAGAAAUUGGAGGAAGUGAGUGUGUUUCCUGGCAGUGUGUGCCCCCCCCCCCACGCCUUGCUCAAACACACCUACAAAGCCCCCUUUUCUUCUGGUUUUCUGAAGGAUGGAGGGAGAAAGGAGAAGGGACAGGACCCAUCAUUCAUCCUCCUUCAGGGUCCAGAGGGGAUUGACACUUGGGGCCUGCCUGUGGUUUCUCCAGCUGGGUAAUGAUUGUGGGGCUGCUUUGAAGGCAGGCAGAUGA